CUCCAAGCAGGCUCACAGGGCAGACUGGCUCUCUCCCAGUUACCAGCAGCCAUCCUUUCUGCCAAGUCUUGUGACAGGAGACAGCUGCAGCUCUCCACCCCAGCUAUAAAAAGCCCUAGCUACCUAAGUGACCAGAGGUCGUGCAGCGGACAUUCAGGGUGCGUCUUUGGGGCCAAGGAAGGCGUGCGACCCUGAGAAUCAUGCCAAGGCUCCCCCCUAUCCUGAGGCUGCUCCAAGCACCCGUCAAGUACACAGUGGUUCCUAAAGCCCAUGUCUCUGCCAAGCCAGCCAAAACUCCCACUUCCGCCAUGGAGCAGGCUGUGGGGAUCACAGUCACAUUCGUUGGCUUCUUGGUUCCAGCAGGAUGGGUUUUAUCCCACUUGGAGAGCUAUAAAAAAAGCUCCGCAGCCUGAGGUGGCACAUCCCUGAGAGAUUACAUUAAACGCUUCCAGCCCCA
This is a messenger RNA of Arvicanthis niloticus (Nile rat), 457 nucleotides long. Its product is annotated as cytochrome c oxidase subunit 8B, mitochondrial. The record is from RefSeq and is a predicted model, not a curated record. NCBI's taxonomy places the organism in Eukaryota, Metazoa, Chordata, Mammalia, Rodentia, Muridae. Gene Ontology annotation, biological process: mitochondrial electron transport, cytochrome c to oxygen. Gene Ontology annotation, cellular component: respiratory chain complex IV; mitochondrion.